ACUAGUAUUUCCAAUUACCGCAGGUCUCAGCGGUAGAAUUUUACAGAGAGCACUUGAAGGCAGCAGGAGAAAGGACAGGAAAUGAAAGCUCUGUUUUGGACAGACAUUUGCUCCGAGCAGACGGUGAGUCUCUAAAUGAAGAUUUCUUGCUCGAAACGUCUUUUUAAACUGUGUACGUUGUGUCGUCAAUACUAAAACGUAUAGACAAAUGGUUGACAGGUCCCUGCUAACUAUGUUAACGUUACUAGUAUCUGGGAGUGCAAAGUUAGAUAAAAAUAAAAGUAUACAAAAGACAAUGUAUCGUGUGUACUCUAGCUACAUUUACUGGUCGGUUGAGCUGUCGCCCAAAUGAUGCUCCACGAACCAAGUGAGUUUAUUUGCUUCUUAGCAUGUGAAAGAAAACAACGGGGCGGUUAACUGUCUGAUUGAAAAAUAAUGUUAUUGAGGAAAACUGACGCAACAGUUAACAAUUCAAACUUUACCUGUCUAACGCAGCGAAAUCCUUUCUCAAUUCACAGAAGGGUAGAAAAAGACAUGUACCAAUUACGUGGCUAUGGCGUGAAUUAUUAUCCCAAAUUGAUCAUAUUGAUCUGGCAGCAGCAGGACACCUGCUACCUGUUUGAACAUGGGCGCCAAGUCGGCUGCAGUUUGACCUCAUAAAUGGAUCAGGUUUUUGGUGUCAGUUGCUCAACUGAACAGCCUGUCCUGACUACAGAGAAUGGUACAUCUUCUCCCUAAACCGUGAGUCCUGAGCCCGGCCUCUAGUCUCCACCAUGGACAAUGUGGAGGAGGACCUGACGUGCUCUGUGUGCUACUCGCUGUUCUCUGAUCCGCGAGUCCUGCCGUGCUCACACACCUUCUGUAAGACCUGCCUGGACAACCUGCUCCAGGCGUCUACCAACUAUUCCAUCUGGCGUCCCCUCCGCCUGCCGCUAAAAUGCCCCAACUGCCGCAGCGUGGUGGAGCUGCCCCCGAUGGGCGUAGACGCUCUGCCCACCAACGUAUGCCUGCGGGCCAUCAUCGAGAAAUACCAGAGCGACAGCGCGCCGCGACCCCCUUCCUGUCAGGAGCACCUCAGGCAGCCUCUUAACAUGUACUGUAUCCAGGAUCGGCAGCUGAUCUGUGGGCUGUGUCUGACUGUCGGCCGGCACCAGGGCCAUCCCAUAGAUGACCUGCAGGCGGCAUUCAUCAGAGAAAAACCGACCCCGUCGCUACUGCUGGCCCGACUCUCUGAGCAGAGAUGGGCACAGGUGUGUGAGCUGGGGGAGCAGCUGGAGCAGGAGAAAGCCCGCUGUGAGGGUCUGGUGAGGCAGGACCGACUGGAGGUCAAUCAGUUUUUUCAGACGCUGGAGGUGGUGCUGGCCAGGAAGAGACACGCCUACCUGGAAGCCCUGGACAAAGCUGGGGCAGAGGUGUCCCGGGCCUACGACCCACUCAUUCACAAAGUGAAGGAGCUGCAGGAAGAGCAGCUGGACCUGGUGUCCUUGGGUUCAUCGGUAGAGGAGGAGGACUCGCCGCUGGUCUUCCUGGAGCAGGUGCAUUUGUUCCGAGAGAGGGUGGAGGAGUUUGUUAAAACCCCUCUGCCCUCAGUGAUAAACCUCUCCGUCACCCCGCGGGCCGCAGAGCACCUUCAGCAGCACUGGCCCGCUGUGACCAUCGGGAGCCUGGAGGAAGCGCCUGUCCCCAAGGUGUGCUGCUGCGCCAGAUGUGGCUGUGUGGAGGCCGGGGUGGAGGCCGGAGAGGGAGCCGAUGCUGGAAGGGGCCAGUCCGGCAGCUGGGCGGAGACGUUGCGGCCUACUUCUUCCGCGGUGCUGGCGGGGGGGCUGCUGCUGCUGCUGGUGGCUGCGCUGUGGGUCAACCCGGUCGGGGGGGCGUCGCUCGGUUUCUCUCUGCUCUCCCAGUUGAGUCAGUUAGUCCACGGCCUGAGCAGCGAACUGGUCACGUCUCUCUGGGACACGGCGCGCUCAGCACACGCGGUGAUGGAGGCCACGGCAGAAAGAUGGAGCUCUCACCUGUCCUCAGUGGGUGAGAAGGCCUUCCAGCAGCUGGCUGCCUUAUUCAAAACUCUGACAUUACACUGAAACGCACCAAACGGGAGCCCUCGGGUUUCAUUUAGAAGCUGAGAGAGCCCCACUGACGCACUCCUGUGGUCGAGGACCACCUUCACCCGGUUAUUUUAAACUGUCCUGGCAAAUAAAAUCUGCCAAUGAGGACAUUCAAGGCACGUUUAGCACAAAAAUGAUCAAUAUAAAAUUUGAUAUAACAAAAGUGAAAUACUAAAAUUAGAGUAGAAAUAAUGAGAGCUUUUUAAAUGCAUUAACCAUGUUGGUGAUAAUGUUGAUCCGUGGGUGGACUUUUCCCUUUGGCCUUACUUCAAACAUUCCCAGUCGUCCUGGGGAAAGCAUAACCUGCACAGUACAUGAAAGGUUUAAGCUCUUUAAAACAUUCUUUGGCACAGUUCAUGCAGCCGUUCAUCUUUUUAUGUAUUGAACUGUGUUACCGGGGAAUUUGUUUUCCUGGGUAGCUGUGCUUCUUCCAUAAAAGGUAGUUGUUAACAUAGUUAAAUGGUUUCUUAAGUCAAAUUAUGAACAACAUGGAUCAAAGGUUUGUGGCUGUGUUUCAGUUUGAAUAAUAGUGUCAUGAUGUAAUGUACGAUUGGAAGACUGCACAGGGUUUGUUUUGA
This is a messenger RNA of Etheostoma spectabile (orangethroat darter), 2683 nucleotides long. RefSeq names its product tripartite motif containing 59 (gene trim59). Gene Ontology annotation, biological process: protein monoubiquitination. NCBI's taxonomy places the organism in Eukaryota, Metazoa, Chordata, Actinopteri, Perciformes, Percidae. The record is from RefSeq and is a predicted model, not a curated record. Bases 774 to 2081 code for a protein of 435 amino acids. Gene Ontology annotation, molecular function: zinc ion binding; ubiquitin protein ligase activity. The transcript has 5 exons.